GAUCAAAUCGCCCCAGGCGCCCUGUUUUCACCGUCGUCCCGUGACUGGCCCUGGCCUUGGCCUAUUUCAAUUUGCGCUCGCUUUAUGGAGUUAAUAGCGGAAAGUAGAUCAGUUUUAGGCCAGGAAGUGUUUGUGUGGUCACCUUGGGGACUGGCUCAUGCUUGAUUUAUUUGAUAUGCAUUUUCCGAACAGAAUUCACCGUUGCAGCUCAGGCCAAUAAUUGGUGUUAACAGUAAGGCUGAUCUUUGUGAAGUAACAGGCCAAAACCAUAUGGGACCCCUGCAUGGGAUUUAAUAUUUUCUUGCUUAAAAAUGUUCAAGAACAAAUCUGGAUAUUCACGGCUUGGGUCUCCAUUGAGGAGGUCUGAGUACUCUGCGUACAGCGCUGAGUCUACACGGGACUCCAACGGUCAGACGUUCCACUUCUCGUCGCUGCCGGUCGACACGGCCGAUGACGAGCUGGUGGAGGACACGCAGUUCGAGCUGCGCUCGCGGGCCAGCGGCGCGGCGCUCUCCUCGAUGGCGGCGCCGGCGGCCUCGGCGACCGGCAGCGAGCGGACGCAGUACGUCACACACGACGUCUCCGACCGGGACACACUGCAGACCAUCUCGCUGCGGUACAGCGUGCCGAUCGCGGAGCUGAAGCGGGCCAACCAGCUGUACUCUGAGAAGGAGCUGUGCGCGCGCCGCUUCAUCAAGAUCCCGGUGUUGCCGAACUCUGUGCUGACGGAGGGUCCGCCCACCGAGCAGCUGGUGUGUCUGGAGCCGGCGGACAGCGGCGGCGGCGGCGGCCCGGAGACGUCCGGCCGGCUGUCGCCCGGCUCGGCCGACAGCCGCGGCUCGGCGGCCAGCACCGAGGUGCGCCCGUUCGGAGACGGCGUCCGCGAGGGACACAAGCUGCUCAAGAACGUGGACCGCGAGCUGACGGCCGUGCGCGCCAAGGCGGACGAGCUGCGCGCCGACGGCGUGCUGACGGGCGGCCCGCUGGCGGCCGACGUCGGCGCCGGCUCGGCCUGGGUGGCCGGCGCGCCGCGCCAGGGCGGCGUGUGCUCGUGCUCGGGCGCCGACUGCGGCGUCCACUGGCUGUGCCUGCUGGCGCUGGCGCUGCUCGUGCUGGUCGUGGUGCCCGUGUGGUACAUCGUCCGGGAGUACGAGACGGACAAUCUGGGGCACCACCACCACGAGCGGACCACGGCCGCCAGCGCCACCGGAUUGUGAGACGGCUGACACCGCGCGGUGGCGGCGCUCCGGCCUCCGCCGGGACUGGGUCUGUCUGGAGCGCAGCCAGAGGUGAGUUGGAGCUCCAUGGUGAGGAGACCAGACCUGGGCUCUGACACUGGGCAUUCGCCGGUCGGCUGAGGAGCGAUCCGAGCCGCCCCUCCCUGCUCAUAGUAGUUUGGUGGUAGCGCGGGGCUCAGAGGGACAGACGGGCGGCUAGUGGCGUACGAGCGUCGUUGCACGGCUCUAGUCAACGACCUUAAAUGUGACAAUGGGAACGAAUGCGGCCAAAAAGCACUUGUGACUGACGACAAGUGCUUUAAUUUGAUAAAAAUCUAUAUAAACACGGUGAAGGGCGCAUGCUAUGCGCUUUGUUCUCUGGAACGGGUCGGGUGUAAUGUUAGGUAUGCAUUUCGUGGUACUUAUCAACCCGCUUUUCUUUCACAUCACUAUGUCAUUUUCUUCGCCAUCGGACAGGGUUUAAUAGCUUACUUCGAGACUGUCAAAGAGGUUUACAUUUCUGUCCUUUUCGAGCCGGUGUGCAGCUGCAUUCCAAAGGCAGGUCACAGUGAUAUGCGACGUUUAUUAAUUUGGUCCUAUAAUUACACCCCUUUUCAUAUAAGACCAUGACCCAUGUUUGGCCGUACCCUUGCCACCCCACCCCCCACCCCUUAGCGAACAUUGCGCCCCCUCCCCCAGCCAACAUUGCGCCCCGCCCUCCCGUGUCCCUGGGGACCACGUCACCCCACAGCGCCACUUGCUGAAUGUGUCACUAGUGCAAUGUAGACUACAGACGCAGUUAGGCUAGUAACUGAGUUUAUUCCCGAACUCGACUACAGAGAGGCUGUCUUCCAUGCGCGCCGUUCAUACCUAUUUUUGUACACCGGUGCGCAGCGACUCACACCAUGACUCGCGACUCAUGAACCAAGACUCGUGAGUCGCGUCAUCGCCCCUGUUAGGACCAAUAUGGUCGGUUUCCCGGGAGUUCUGUGUAGCAAGGCACGUGCCAGGUAGUCCACAUGUGUCCACCUAGAGACGAAUGUUAACGACUUCGUGCACACCUGUGCGAGGCCGUGUGGUAUUCAAUGGUCGACAACAAAGACGUAGGAGCCUGAUAGUGGAGUCUGGUAGGAUGUGAAAAAUGCAGAGGAAUAAUUAUCCACGUUGAACUGUUUAGCCGAUGUUCGGGUGAUAUAUUUUGGAAUUUCAGCUGUGGCAGAUGCUGAUGUGUGUUUGCGCGAAUGAAGUGUCCGAUUCUGUUUUGGAGAGGGAGUGUUGCGGAUACUAGCGGCGUUGUUCAAGACAUUACGACUUUCACGUGCUUCAAUAGGGUGCUUUAAUUAGAAUCUUUCUUCUUUUCUUGUUACUGCUUUACUGACCCUUCAUUUCAAUUUUGUGGAACAUGUGUCACACCGACUUAUUAUUGCCGCCUUGUUUGUCGCGCUCUGUCCGUGUGUGAUAGGUGGUGGACCCGUGGGUAUCGCUGGGUUUCAGUGAUGCUGUUUGUCACAUAAUCAGUUGUCACGAAACGCAGCCUGUGUAGCGUGUCGGAUACUGUCUUUCCGUUUUCUGCGCGGAAUCCGCCACGUCUGCUCAGUUCUGUCGCGGGGCCGCGGUAUGAUUAUUGAUGGGCAGUUUUAUGCUCUCUGUCGUCGUGUGGGUGCCGUGCCAAGAUGUGCUCGUGAGGCGGCUGUUGUCCGGGUGCCGGGUGUCCGCGGGGAGGUGCCGUGUGUCGGUCGCUCAGUCGGCGGCCCUGCAGAGCCGCCGGUUUGUCGAUGCCUCGAACACGUGAUCUGACCGUCCCACUCUGUGGCCCAGUGAGAGCCACUGCACCCCGACUGAUAUUGCUCCGUGCAAUACCGGGGGCCCCAGAGGAGUUACAUGGUGAAUACAUAUCUCUAUUAACGUUA
This is a messenger RNA of Amphibalanus amphitrite, 3127 nucleotides long. RefSeq names its product lysM and putative peptidoglycan-binding domain-containing protein 4-like. Bases 312 to 1217 code for a protein of 301 amino acids. The transcript is spliced from 3 exons. The record is from RefSeq and is a predicted model, not a curated record. Lineage: Eukaryota; Metazoa; Arthropoda; Thecostraca; Balanomorpha; Balanidae.